Colletotrichum aenigma is the source of this 687-nucleotide messenger RNA. It is a transcript of the gene met-7-0, whose product is annotated as Cystathionine gamma-synthase. The record is from RefSeq and is a predicted model, not a curated record. Lineage: Eukaryota; Fungi; Ascomycota; Sordariomycetes; Glomerellales; Glomerellaceae. The coding region runs from base 1 to 687 and encodes 228 amino acids. Gene Ontology annotation, molecular function: pyridoxal phosphate binding; cystathionine gamma-synthase activity. The transcript has a single exon. Gene Ontology annotation, biological process: transsulfuration.
AUGGAUGAAACGAUUGGAACUUUGGCCAACGUCAACGUUUUUCAACAUGCGGACGUGCUGGUCACUUCCCUCACCAAAUUCUUUUCUGGCGCAUGCAAUGUCACUGGAGAUUCUGCAGUCUUCAAUCCAACAGGCCGUUACUAUUCAAGUCUAAAAGCGAUCGCGGAGCGAGAGUACAAAGACACAUACUGGCCGGAGGACGUCAUCUUGAUGGAAAGGAACAGUCGCGACUUUACUAUACGCAUUCGUCAGAUGAACAUCAACGCGGAGGCUGCUGCCAAAGUGCUGCUGGCCAGUCCGUUGAUCAAGAGGGUGUAUUAUCCAAAGUACAACAGCGACAAAUCGAAUUAUGAGGCCCGUAGAACGCCUGUUGGUAGGUACGGGGGCCUAAUGUCCGUGGUGUUUUAUCGCAAGCAAGAUGCCAUCACCUUUUACGACGACAUGGAUGGAGCGAAGGGGCCUAGACUGGGUACGAACUUCACAUUGACAUCACCGUAUGUCUUUCUUGCUCACAUGAAGGAGCUAGAAUGGGCAUCCAGUUUAGGUGUAGACCCAUACCUCAUGUGGUUCAGCGUGGGGAUGGAAGACACAGACCGUUUGCUGGAGAUUUUCAGAAAAGCACUUCACUCGGCAGCGGGCCCGAGGAAGGGCUGCAAUAUUGUCAAUGCCACGUCACAUUCAGAAUAG